This is a messenger RNA of Entrophospora sp. SA101, 5559 nucleotides long. The record is from the annotation of a GenBank genome assembly. NCBI's taxonomy places the organism in Eukaryota, Fungi, Glomeromycota, Glomeromycetes, Entrophosporales, Entrophosporaceae.
AUGGCUGCUGAAUUUGGAUGGUCUUUCACUACUCAAGGGUUGGUACUUUCAUCGUUCCUUGUAGGGUAUUUAUUAACACAAGUUAUAGGAGGAAUACUUGCAGACAAGUUUGGUGGGAAGAUGGUGCUUGGAAUUUCUGCCGCAUGUUGGAACUUAUUUACACUUCUUACACCAAUUUCUGCCAAAUUUGGAUUGAACUAUCUUAUUUUAUGUAGAAUUUGUUUAGGGGUUGGAGAAGGAGCUGCAUUUCCAUGUAUUCACUCAAUGAUUGCAUCAUGGAUUCCAAAACAAGAAAAUUCCCGUGCUGCCACAAUUAUUACAGUUUCAGCCUAUUCGGCCUCGUUUUUUGCUUUACCACUUUCAACAUGGUUAGGUUCAGGUCCUUUUGGAUGGCCAAGUAUAUUUUGGGUAUUUGGAUUCAUGGGAAUUAUUUGGUCUAUAUUGUGGCAUUUUUAUGGUGGCAGUAAUCCUAGUGAUUAUCCGGGAAUUAGUCAAGAAGAGUUAAAAUUAAUUUUAGAUAAUAGCAAUAAGGAAACCGACAAUGUUAAUAUAGUUUAUACUCUUAAUGAAGAACAAGAAACAGGAUCUCAUAGAAAUUUAUUAAAAGAUUUAUCUGCUCCAGAAAAGUUCAAGAUUAAACGGAUUCCAUGGAAAAUUAUAUUUUCUAGAAGAGAAGUAUGGGCUAUUAUUUUGGCUACAUUUUUUAAUUCAUUUGGUUUUUUUAUUAUGGUUACCUGGUUACCUACAUAUUAUCUGGAUCGUUUUGGAAUAGAUAUCAAUAAAUUGGGAUAUUUUGCUGUUCUUCCUGAUAUAAUUCAAGCAAUAAUGGGAUUGAUUGCUGGCAUUGUGGGAGAUUUUAUGAUUCACAGAAUGAAUUUUCGCAUAAGAACCGUAAGAAGGAUAGCACAAUCAAUUGGUGGUUUUGCUACUAAUCCAAUAGAAGGAUUAAUAGUAAUUGGUGUCGGAUUAGGAUUAAGAACCUUUGUACUGAUUGGCUCAUCAAUUUCACAGUUCGAUAUUCUUCCUAAAUAUGCGGGAUUUAUAUAUGCAAUAGGUAAUACUGCGGGUAUUUUGGCAGGUAUAAUAGGUGUAUUUAUAAAUGGGUGGCUUCUAGAUGUUACAGGGAAUCAAUGGGCAUAUGGUUAUAAUAUAAUUAUGCGAUGUCCUACCCCAAUACCAGAGAUUCAAGAAAAAGAGCCUCUACCAAAAAUUUCGGAAGGUUCGAUUUCUCUAAAUGGAGUAUCUUCAUUGGUUGAAAUUGAAAGAUCAUUUAAUCAACUUCGAAUACCAGAACUUGAACUUCCAACUACGCCAGAAGCUACAAUUAAAGUGGCACUUUCAGAAUUAUAUCAACUUCAAGAAGAUCUACAGAUCCAUUUGCAAGGUGGACCUUUAGCUGAUCCAUCAACUUUGGGGAUACAGCGCCGAAGAAAAGUUACUGAUCUUCUUGAACGAGUUAUGAAAGAUAUUGCUUUAUAUGAGGAAUUUGACACUUUGUCAGAUAUAUCAUAUAAAUCAACGACAUCAACAACCGCUUCAAAUAUACCAAUGUCACCACGGAUAUCAAAAUCUUAUUAUGAUUCUAAUGUUUCAAAACUUCGUACUAUGUCGUCAGCAUCGCUUGCUUCAGCUAAAUCAAAAGCUUCAUCACAUUUUUCACGUUCAUCAUCACCUUCUAUGUUGUUUAAUGAAGAUGCUGCAUUUUCAACACCACCGGAACCAUGGGAUGCAUUUAGAUGGAAGCCUAUGGAUAAAAUUUCUGAUCACUUAUAUUCUCAAAAUGUUAGUCAAAGUGCUGGAUUACCAACUGUAUUGGCUGUUAGUGGAGUGAUUGCGAUAGGUACGACUCGUGGUUUAGUAUUGGUCUAUGAGAAUCCGCAAGAGAUUUUAAAAUGUAUACUUGGAUCUACUUCUAACGCUAUUGAAUACGGUGCUGUCACAUCUCUUGCAAUUUCCUCUGACCAUAGUCAAAUAUUAAGUGGCCAUUCACAAGGAUAUAUUUUAAUAUGGGAUAUUAAUAAACCAAUUAGUCCAAUACGUACCAUCUUGCCUAUUUCUUCAGGUGCUGUAGCUGGUGGGAAAAAGGAAGGUCAUAUUCAUGGUUCAGCUAUCUUACAUGUUGGCUUUGUUGGCGUUCGCAAAAAUGGAAUUGUUUCUGGAGAUAAUCAUGGGUUGGCAUUCUUUCAUAACCUAUAUAAAGUCAUGUUGUUUAAUGCAACUGAAACAACACGUAUAAUUGGGCGAUAUCCAAUAUCAUCAUCACAUAAUGAAUUUCAUGUCGGUUCUAAAAUAAAAAGACCAAGUACUAUUUUUGGAUUAGCGCCACUGCCUUUUGGCCAAUUACCUCAUGGUUCUGAAGGGUUCGGAUUAGUUGCUAUUUUAACACCCUAUAAGGUCUACUUAAAACCAAAAAAUAUCUCUACAGAUUCUUCUACAGCAUCAAAGUCAAUAUCAGGUUGUCUUGCAUGGUAUCCUGCUGUAAAAUUUCAACUUAACACAGUCAUUCAACCCGAACAUCCAAAAAGUAAAAGAAAGCCUGAUUUUGUUUUGGAAUUUAUUAAAGUUGGACAAUGGAAAGCUAGAAAUAAAGACAUAGUUGUUUUUGAUCCUAGAUAUAUGCAAGAAAGUGAACAAAACAAUAUUCGUCAUCGUUCAUUAGUGUAUCAUAACCAUUUCUCUUCACUUUUAAUUGAUAGGUCAGAUGAUUCUAUUAAAAACACAGUAGAUUUGGCUUAUUAUCAUAGUUUACGUAUAUACAAGAGUCAUGGCGUACGAAAUCUUUAUGUUGGAUCACUUUUAUCAUGGGCAGAUCGUAUACUUGCAUUUGUACAAUCUGGUGAUUAUCUUGAGGCGAUAGCUUUGGCCACAUCAUAUUAUAAUGGUACUACUUCGCAGACAAUUCUUGGAUUACCAGAUAAUGAGGAAAUUCGUCACAUGAUUGUUGGAGGGAAGCUUAUGGAACUUUUAAACGCUUCUAUAAAUUAUGCAUUUUCUAGUGAACGAACAUUUGCGGGGAUGGCUGACGAACAUAAUGUACUAUUCCAUGAUCUUGCAGUAGCAUGUAUUCAGGCAUGUCUUAGUAUGCAUAAAGAGGAAUUUCUUUUUAAUGACAUUUAUGAACGAUAUUCAAAUGCUUCUGCCAAAGGAACAUUGCUUGAGGUUUUGGAACCAUACAUUCUUGAUGAUAAAAUGGAAGAGCUACCACCAGAAAUCAUGAAGGAUCUUGUUACACAUUAUCGAGAUUGUAGACUGCUUACACGUAUAGAACAAUGUAUAUGGCAUAUUAAUCCAAAAUAUUUAGAUAUUGAUCAAGUUGUUCAAUUAUGUAAAAACGAAAAACUUUAUGAUGCAUUGAUAUAUGUUUGGAAUCGAUCAAUGGAUGAUUACGUGAAUCCAGCUGUAGAACUUCUUGGACUAAUCAAAAAAGUAUUAAGUUUAGAGAAACGGAAAAAGAAAGAACACCGAUUCAACGGAAUAACAGAUCAUGUUGAUUCAAUGGAAGAGGAUGAUUUAGAAGUUUUGAAGGCUGAUGCUCGUAAAUUUUAUACUUAUAUGGAAAAUAUACUUACCGGCCAUACUUAUCCUAAUGGAGCUCCACUUAAUGAAAAAGAUGCAAAUGAAGCUCGAACAAAUUUAUAUUCAUUUAUAUUCUCAGGACGUUGUAUAAUUUGGCCCAAGAAUGGGGGUGAAUUGAUUUUGACUGCGGAAGACGAAGCUGAAGGAAGAGAACCAAUAUACCCAUAUCUUAGAUUAUUUUUAAGAUUUAAUACAAAGGCAUUUUUACAAGCUUUAGAAAUUGCAUUUGAAGAUUCAUAUUUGAAUGGAACAAUUAUUAAUAAACAUUCUAAUAGAAAAUUUUCUCAAUCAGAUAUUUCACAAUUAUAUUGUUUUGUUGCUAAAAAUUUACCAAAAUACCCACAAUUCCUUUUACUUCCUCGAAAUGCAAUGCAAAAAAUACUUGCCGCACUUAGUCUUGACACUGAUCCACAUACUCGUGAAGAAAGACAACUUUCAGUCGAAUGUUUAUUAUCUAUUUACACUCCACAGGACGAAGAUCAAAUGGUUAGGUUGUAUGAAAGUGCGGGAUUUUGGAGAGUAUUAGAGAAUGUUUACAAAGCCGAACAGAAAUAUGGAUUACUAUUAUCAACAUAUCUUAAAGAUCCCGAAAGAAGAAAUGAAGUAUUUGAUUGUAUUCGGGAAUUGUUAAAUCCUAAGAGCCAUAUCACAGAAACACAAAGACAAGAAGUAUCACAGAUAAUUAUGGAAAAAAUUGAAGAAAUUGUUGAUAUAGAUGGAGGAUUAACUGCAUUUAUCGUACAAGCAUUUUUCAGCGGUGAUCAUAAAACCAUUAUUUCAAAUUUAUCAUCAUCACCGGCACGAUUAUUUACAUAUCUUCGAGUGCUUUUGGAACCAUCCGAAGACGUGAGUAAAAAUAAUGAAAUUAAAUUUGUAAAAACAGUUGAAGAGCAACUUAUCUGGUUGGAAACUUCAAACUCGAUAUCAGAACCCGAAAUCCACGAAAAAUAUAUUACAUUGAUGUGUAAAUUUGAUCCUACGGGAGUUUAUCAUUACUUGAAAACACAUCAAGGUGCCUAUCGCUUAGAGAAAAUAUUGCCUGCUUGUAUUUCGGCUGGUAUAGUUGAUUCAGUUGUUUGGAUAAUGGAACAAAGUGGUAACGCAGUUGGGGCACUUGAUAAGAUUCUAGAGAUUCUUUUGGAUACUUUUUUGGAUGCAACAAAGGCCAUUACAUCCAGCGUGACACCACAAAGACCACCUAGAUUAUCAGAAAAAUUACUAAGCAAUAACACAUAUGAAGCACCGAAAUCACCUAUACCAACUCACAUCGCAGAUCUUCUUAUAACAACAUUCAAGUCAUAUGUACAAUCUAUAUUGAGGUCAUUAUUGUUAUCGACAUCUUCACCUUAUGUAUCGUUACCAAGGUUACUACUUAAAUUCAUACGAUCACAAUCCAGAAGAAAUAGCACAGUGGCAGAUUUUCGAGAUAUAUUUAUAGGAAUGAUUGAUACGUACAAGUAUGAAAGCCAAUUGCUGACCCUUACCAAUCGAUUAUUUGAAAAGGAUUUGUUUAUGGGAGUGGCGAGUGUAGUAAAGCAACGUGGUAAAGGCUGGCGUCCUCGUAGAGGAACUUGUGAAGUGUGCGGAGGGCAUUUCUGGGGAACGGACAUAAGUUUAUUAAAUCAUCAAACAAAAACCACAGUUAACCCAAAGAAAGAGCAGUCGAAAACAUCGACAAUAUAUGAUUCUGACGAAAUAAUAGGAAUCGAAGUACUGCAAGGUAUUUCUGAUCAAGUUUUGACAGAAGAAGAAAUUAAUAGAUAUUUACAAAUUUUGACAGAAGAAAAAAUUAAUACACCUUUACAAAUGCAAACACAGCCACAAACACAGUCAUCACCACCAGAGGCUGCAUUAUCAGAGAUUGCGUGUCUUAAUAGCGAGUCUGAGAGAAGAAAUUCAAGUGUAUCAUUUGAAAUAAAAAAUCAAUCAACAGAAAAUUCGUCGUUUAAACCAUUUAAAGGAAAGAAUCGUUUGGUAAGCUAG